AUGACUCAACCCAACCCCUACAUUCUCGCAGCGGACAACCCCUCUGCCGUUCUGGACCUUCUCAAGUCCGACCCUUCUAUCGCAUCUAAUCAGGACGAACACGGAUACUCUCUGCUCCAUGCUGCGUCUUCCUACGGACACAUCGACCUCCUGCGCGCUCUUGUACGAGAUUUCAAUGUGGAUGUGAAUCUACUCGACGAAGACAGUGAAACAUGUUUAUUUGUAACGGAGAGAGUCGACAUCGCAAAAUGUCUUAUUGAGGAGCUGGGGAUUGACCACAAUCGGACAAACGACGAAGGUCUGACGGCCAGAGAAACCAUCGAGGGCGAUGGCUCUUUUCCGGAGGUCGCUACCUACCUGCGACAGGUAGCUGGCAUACCUGGUGAAGUGCCCAGCAGUUUAUCGGCCGGCGAUGCAUUGAACCCGGCUCCGCCGCUACCUCCGAACCUUCAGGUGAAUCUUGGGACAAUGUCUGAGCAGGAAGCCAGCGCGGGGACCGGCGAGGUGGAUACGGAGUUCAAGAGAAGAAUCGAUGAGCUUGCUGCUCGGGAGGAUUUCCAGAGCGAGGCGAGUCAGAAUGAGCUUCGGCAGCUUGUCAUGGAGGCAAUCCAAGGGUCAGAUAUUAAUGCGCAAGAUAAGGAUGUGCGGAGAAGGACGGAGUGA
Messenger RNA from Aspergillus puulaauensis, 663 nucleotides. Its product is annotated as ankyrin repeat protein. The transcript has a single exon. The record is from RefSeq and is a predicted model, not a curated record. Lineage: Eukaryota; Fungi; Ascomycota; Eurotiomycetes; Eurotiales; Aspergillaceae. Bases 1 to 663 code for a protein of 220 amino acids. Gene Ontology annotation, molecular function: protein binding.